This is a messenger RNA of Pectinophora gossypiella (pink bollworm), 671 nucleotides long. RefSeq lists its product as uncharacterized. The record is from RefSeq and is a predicted model, not a curated record. Gene Ontology annotation, biological process: proteolysis. Gene Ontology annotation, molecular function: serine-type endopeptidase activity. The transcript is spliced from 5 exons. The coding region runs from base 1 to 654 and encodes 217 amino acids. Lineage: Eukaryota; Metazoa; Arthropoda; Insecta; Lepidoptera; Gelechiidae.
AUGACGUCGACUCUCCAAGGAUUUACUCACCAACUUCGAGAUAUACGCGUUAUUGCCGGCACGCUCCAUGUCGUCUUGGAUAAAUAUUCACCGAAUAAAGGUCAUCAACAAUGGAGGAACGUCAGCAAAAUUUAUUCGCAAAAAUAUUUCAGGUUUCCUGCUUACAGCUUGACAGUAUUGAAAUUAGACAGAGAAUGGGACUUUAAUUCUCAUGUAAACAGCAUACCGUAUGCAUCUCUAGAUCAAGACUUUGACGGCAUUUGCUCAGCUACGGCAGUUCGGACAAUGACGAGCUGGAAAUCUAGUAAAGUCCUCUUUAUCGAGGAUAUGCAGGUAAUCCCACGAGCAAGCUGUGAGAGCAUACUGCAACGGACCUGCAAACUGUAUUACUGCACGGCCUAUGCUAAGGCGGACGCUUUGGCAGCAGCUGAAACAGAAGGCGGCGGGUUGAUAUGCCAUGGAACCGGAGACCCUCAAGAGGUUGACGACCGAGGCAUCCUCGUGGGGGUGACAACCCUCAUCAACGUGAACCUACCCACCCUGCACAACAGAAUCGGCUUGUUUCGCAAGUGGGUUGAUGACUCCGCUACCACUUGCGGACCAGAUAAACGCUUACUUAUUUACAUAAUAUUUUUUGUCCUGUUAUUUCAAUAAAUUCUACACGAUAAAAG